AUGCGUUUCUCCAGCAUCGUCGCCACUCUUGCUCUUACAGCGUCAGCUUCGGCGUGGAAGAUCCCUCAGGGUACUGAGGAUGGCGUCUACAAGGUCGACACCCUUGAGGAUGGCAGCACUGUCCACACCAAGAUCGUUGAUGCUGCUGACAUCGACCGCUCUCAGCCAGAGGUCCAAGGCAUCAGCCUUGUCCCCGAUGAGACUUCCUCACUCCAGAAGCGUGGCAACGACCAGGUCUGGUGUGGCUGCGGCUACAACAUGGUUUCUGGCGACUGCGAUGCUGCAGUAGCAGAUUUGAAGACUCAGCUACGCCCUUCCACUAUCAACCCCGGCCAGGCCUACUACUCAAUUCGCGGCAAGGUCGUUGCUUUUGCUUGCAACCGUGGUAACCGCAACUGGACGGUUUUCCCACAAAACCUUGGCGAUUCGCUCGCCGACAUCACCAACAAGUGCGGUUGGUACAUUGCUGGCGCUAAGCAAACCGGAAACGAUGACCAAGCGUUGCUUCUCGGAUACCAGCGCUGGAACGGCAAUGAUGAUUUCUGUGGUGGUGCUCGCAGCUCGUCUCAAAACCACUGUUAA
Molecule: messenger RNA, 582 nt
Organism: Ascochyta rabiei
Lineage: Eukaryota; Fungi; Ascomycota; Dothideomycetes; Pleosporales; Didymellaceae
Exons: 3
Coding region: 1-582 (193 amino acids)
Source: RefSeq, a predicted model, not a curated record